Molecule: messenger RNA, 252 nt
Organism: Homo sapiens (human)
Lineage: Eukaryota; Metazoa; Chordata; Mammalia; Primates; Hominidae
Product: mitochondrial import receptor subunit TOM5 homolog
Exons: 2
Coding region: 1-252 (83 amino acids)
Source: RefSeq, a predicted model, not a curated record
AUGUUGGGCCAGGCGUGGUGGCUCAUGCCUCUGGGGCGAGGGGAUAGGCCGAGUUCCGGGUGUAAGGGGGCCAUUAGGGAGAGCAGAGCGAGGCAGCUGAUCUUCCGGAUUGGGGGCCUUGCCCGGAAGCUGGACCUCACGGAGAUGAAACGGAAGAUGCACGAGGAUAUGAUCUCCAUACAGAACUUUCUCAUCUACGUGGCCCUGCUGCGAGUCACUCCAUUUAUCUUAAAGAAAUUGGACAGCAUAUGA